AUGGCGCUACCAGGUCCGGGAAAUCAAACUCACGCAGACGAGAACACAGAGCCUGCGCGGAAGCGCCAGAGGACGAAACUGCACAGGGCUCAGGCUACCACAAGAUGGUGUCACCCAGUACUGGGCUGGGAUACGCCAACAUCAGGCCACGAAAGACCUCGAAGAGUGCGGCCUCAGACGCAGCAGCAAACACGUCCGACUCGCGGUCAGGGUUUGGAGCAUGAUGCGGCUGUCGUAUCAGAAGGCGACCAUCCCAUGCAUGAUCCUGCAAUACCCAUUGUCGCGUCACGGGAAAGUCCACAGCAGGGAGAUGCUGUAGGAGAGACAUCCAACUCCGCAGGGAUAUAUGAACGUAUUCGAGGCAGCCCUUUUGACUUCGCCGACGACGGGAUUUGGCUUUGGGAUCAGGAUCGACUCUUCAUCCACGAUCUGCUACAAACUUCCUCCAAUGAUGAUUCAAGUUGGGAAGAGGUCCACGAAUGUGGACAUCACGAAGUUCAUUUGAGACCGUAUCAAAUCGACCAUGAUCGUCACAUGACUUUUCAACAAGCAACAACCGUGGUUGAUGGAUCAGCUGGCUCCGUUGACAUUGACAUUAGCGAAGCGGGUAGUCUCAGACCAGGUCCUGUCACCACGCCUAACAUACCCAACGAGACUGUCAGCGACUGGUGGUGGGAGCCUAUGAGUCGGCUCGGUUUUGUGAUGCCACACUACACUGAUGAUGAGGACCUUGAACAUCUCUUGGGUACUAUGGGAAGCAAUGGGUGUAAACCGUAG
Molecule: messenger RNA, 777 nt
Organism: Exophiala oligosperma
Lineage: Eukaryota; Fungi; Ascomycota; Eurotiomycetes; Chaetothyriales; Herpotrichiellaceae
Exons: 1
Coding region: 1-777 (258 amino acids)
Source: RefSeq, a predicted model, not a curated record